Messenger RNA from Schistosoma curassoni, 492 nucleotides. Lineage: Eukaryota; Metazoa; Platyhelminthes; Trematoda; Strigeidida; Schistosomatidae. The record is from the annotation of a GenBank genome assembly.
AUGCCGUCGAUCAAACUUGCUAGUUCCGAUGGUGAGGUUUUUGAUAUAGAUGUGGCUAUUGCAAAACAAUCCGUCACCAUAAAAACCAUGUUGGAUGAUUUAGGGUUGGAGGAGCAAGGAGAUGAAGAGCCAGUUCCCCUCCCAAAUGUUAAUGCCGGAAUUCUGCGUAAAGUUAUUCAGUGGUGCACUUAUCACAAAGACGAUCCACCACCCCAGGAAGAUGACGAAAACAAAGAACGUCGUACAGAUGAUAUUCCUAGUUGGGAUCAAGAGUUCCUCCGUGUCGACCAAGGAACACUGUUUGAGUUGAUGUUAGCUGCCAACUAUCUCGAUAUUAGGGGACUGUUGGAUGUAUGCUGUAAAACUGUAGCUAAUAUGAUCAAAGGAAAAACACCAGAAGAAAUACGCAAAACCUUCAAUAUUAAGUGUGAUUUCACGCCCCAGGAGGAAGAACAAGUUAAGAAAGAAAAUGAAUGGUGUGAAGAAAAAUAA